AUGAAAUUUUCGUCUCGUUAUGCACUUGUCGUCAAAGAAGCCUUCACAUGUAUGAAAAAUGCAAAGAUUAACAUUGUUAUGUAUAAAAACUCCUCGAAUUUGGCUAAUGGUAAUUUUGGGUACAUCGAAUUACUAGAAGCAAUUGAACCAAAUAAUAACUUUCAGGUGAACAUUGAAAGCCACCACAGAGGCAUAAGUAAUUCGGUCAGAAUGCCUUCAUUAAAUGUCCAGAAAACAGAUGUUUGUAAUUUCAUAUCCACAGAUUUGUUAUUUGUACCAUUAAUUAGACGGAUUUUUGAUUUAGAAAAAUUCUGUCCCAUUGCCAAAGGUAAACACAUUGUUUAUAAAGAUACAAUUGUUUCAAAGUAUCGGCCUUACAUUCCACUGGGCUGCUGGAUGAUUAUAACUAAAAUCACGAAAAAAGAAUCAACAUUCACAUGUUUAAACCUUACUCUUCAAUCAUUGCCAUCAAUGAAAUCGGAGCCUUACCAGUGUACAUAA
Molecule: messenger RNA, 501 nt
Organism: Metopolophium dirhodum (rose-grain aphid)
Lineage: Eukaryota; Metazoa; Arthropoda; Insecta; Hemiptera; Aphididae
Exons: 4
Coding region: 1-501 (166 amino acids)
Source: RefSeq, a predicted model, not a curated record